AUGUCUGAUAAAAUAACGUUUGGUGUUAAUGGACAAAAGUAUUCAGUGGGUUCGGAGGUGGAUUCGGAUGUAUCUCUGAAUGACUAUCUCCGCGAGACCUUGAACCUGCGCGGCACCAAGUACAUGUGCAAGGAGGGCGGCUGCGGCGCCUGCAUUGUCGCCGUGCAAGCACUCGACGAACACGGAUUGCUACGCACCUUCUCUGUUAAUUCGUGCCUCGUAUCAAUCACAUCAUGUCAAGAUUGGGAGGUGACAACGAUAGAGGGUGUAGGAGACAGAGGACGCGGUUACCAUCCAAUACAGAGGACUUUAGCCGAGUACGACGGCACUCAGUGUGGAUACUGCUCCCCAGGAUGGGUUAUGAGUAUGUACAGCUUAUUAGAAUCCAGCCACCAUGAUAUAACCCAACAUGAAAUAGAGAAUUCAUUUGGAAGCAAUACGUGCAGAUGUACCGGUUAUAGGCCUAUACUAGAUGCAUUCAAAAGCUUCGCUAAAGAUGCUCCAAAACCUAAAUUAGAGGAUAUCGAAGAUUUAAAACCUUGUAAAAAUAAAGACAACUGUGGACAUACGUGCGAGAAGAGUUGGUGUUUUGUGAACGCUAAUGAUACAGGCAACACAAUAAAAAAAAUCUAUUUAAAAGAUGACCGAAUUUGGUAUAGAAUCACCCAAGUACACGAUAUAUUUAAUAUAUUAGAUACUGAAGGAUACGAUUCUUACAUGUUAGUAAAUGGUAACACCGGCAGAGGUGUAGCUCCAAUAUUUUCAUUUCCAAGAGUACUUAUAGAUAUAAGUCCUGUGAAAGAAUUGAAAGGUCAUUAUAUUGAUCAGAAUUUGGUUGUUGGAGCAGGUACAACUCUGACAGAUCUGAUGGACAUUUUCAAAACUGUUUCACAUCAACAAGUGGAGUUUGCCUACUUACAGAAACUAUAUGAACAUUUAGAUCUAGUGGCUCAUAUUCCUGUUAGAAACAUUGGUACAAUAGCUGGUAAUUUGAUGAUAAAAAAUAGAUUGCUGACCUUUUCUUCGGAUAUUUUCUUAUUGCUUGAGACCAUAGGAGCCAUCUUGACAAUAGUUGAGAAAACCACAGUUCAUAAUGUAACGUUGGAAGACUUUACAUUAAUAGAUAUGACUGGAAAAGUCAUAACAUCAAUCAGUAUACCACCGUUAUCUGGUAAUUACGAAUUUGUUUCAUUCAAGAUAAUGCCACGAUCCCAAAACGCCCAUGCUUCAGUGAACGCUGGAUUUCUAUACAAAUUCGACCCACACGACAAAGAAACAAUUUUAUCCGCCAGCAUUGUCAUUGGAGGAUUAUCCGCACAUUUUGUUCAUGCUCGAGCAACUGAAACAUUUUUAAUCAUGAAGAAAAUAUUUAACAACUCCAUACUGCAACAAGCACUUCACGUAUUAAAUGAUGAAUUAAUAGUAGACGAAAUUGCAGGAGAGCUAUCUCCUGAAUACAGAAGAAAGACUGCUCUUGGUCUUUUCUACAAGGGUUUGCUGAAUUUAAUACCUGAGAAAAAACUGAAACCUUGGUAUCGAUCAGGUGCUAGAGAUUUUAGAAAAACUAGACCUUUGUCCAAAGGAACCACAGUAUUUGAUACUAAUCCAAUAAUAUGGCCUAUUACUGAACCAAUGCCUAAACUGGAUGCUCUAGUGCAAACUUCGGGUGAAGCAAAGUAUGUUAAUGAUAUACCAAAAGAUCCAAGGGAAAUAUUUUGUGCAUUUGUUACAUCUGAUAUUUGCACCGGUGAAAUUGAAAGUAUUGACCCCACUCCAGCAUUGAAAUUACCUGGAGUAUUAGCAUUUUUCUCUGCCAAAGAUAUUACGGGAAAUAAUAAUUUCGUAUCUCAAAGAGUGCUGGGUCAAAUGGCACCGGAAGAGAUUUUUGCCGAAAAAGAAGUAAAAUAUUAUGACCAAGCUAUAGGUGUUAUAGUGGCUGAAACUGAAAAGCUUGCAAAUAGAGCAGCUCUACUAGUUCGAAUUAAAUAUAAAGUCGACAAAAGAAAACCAAUUUUAACAAUAUCGGAGGCACGAAAACGAAAUCCUAGUCGUGUUUCACUUUAUAUCAUAAUUCCUGCGCGAGACAGAGGCUUAGAUGUUCAUAGAAUUAUCAAAGGGUCCCAAGAUAUAUCAUGGCAGUACCAUUAUCCUAUGGAGACCUUAUCUAGCAUUUCUAUUCCUAGCGAAGAUGGCAUCGACAUAUAUCCAUGUUCUCAAUGGACUGAUUCAGUACAUGUUUCAGUUGCGGAUGCUUUGCAUAUUAAACAGAAUCGAAUAAAUGUGACUGUACCAAGGUGCGGUGGCGCAUACGGUCUGAAAAUAAAUCGCACCAAUCACGUGGCUUGUGUAGGUGCACUUGUCACUUACCUGAUGAAUAGACCUUCAAGAUUUGUGCUGACCAUACAGGCUAGUUUGAGAGUUAUAGGGAAGCGUCUACCGUGCAAGUCUGAAUAUGAGUUGGGGGUCAACAAUUCUGGUGAAAUACAAUAUUUUGAAUAUCACAUCUAUGAAGAUAAUGGAUAUGUGUUCGCCGAUCAAGUUUCGCAAUUCGUUACAACCGCUUUGAAAAACUGCUACAACAAUACAAGAUGGGAACAUAAGAUAUUUAAUGUAACAACGGAUACAGCAUCCAAUACUUACGCUAGAGCACCAGGAAGUUUAGAAGGUAUAUCAAUGACAGAGUAUGUGAUGGAGCGAAUUGCAUAUGAAAUAAAUAUGGAUCCAGUACGUGUUCGUCUAAACAAUCUCAAUUCACAAUAUCCGGAUGUUGCUGAAAUGGUACAAACUGUACUCAAGGAUGGCGAAUAUGACAAACGGAAAGAAGAAGUAAAAAAGUUCAAUGAAAUGAAUAGGUGGAAGAAACGCGGUCUGAGAGUCGCCAUGAUGAGUUACCCCAUAUCCAUUCAAAUGGAUUACCACAUACUAUUAUCAGUCUAUCAUGCUGAUGGUACCAUUGCAAUUAAACAUGGUGGCAUAGAAAUAGGCCAGGGUAUGAAUACAAAGAUAAUACAAGUUGUUGCAUAUACUCUAAAUAUCUCAAUAGACAAAGUAAAGGUUAAACCUGCCGAUGUUGCGUCAGUUCCUAAUAAUUAUACCACAGGAGGGAGUCGGACAAGUCAAUUAAUUGUCUUUGGAGCUAUCAAGUGUUGUCAAAUAAUAUUAGAUCGAUUAUCUGUAGUUAGAGAGUCUUUGAAUAAUCCGACAUGGGAACUGUUGGUAGAGACUGCUUAUAACCAAGGGAUUAAUUUGCAAGCAAGUUAUCAUGUGAACGGUAAUGAUCACCAACCAUAUAGAGUUGGAGGUGUCGCCUUAACUGAAGUAGAAUUAGAUAUAUUGACUGGAGAACAUGAAAUCCUAAGAGUAGAUAUAGUUCAAGAUAUUGGCACCAGUGUGAAUCCUGAACUUGACAUUGGACAGAUCGAGGGCGCUUUUGUGAUGGGUAUUGGAUACUGGACUCAUGAACAUAUGAUAUAUGAUGAAAACACUGGAGAGCUACUUACAGACCGGACUUGGUACUAUAAAGUGCCGCUAGCAAAAGACAUUCCAUUAGAUUUAAGAGUACAAGUGCGGCGGAAUUCAUAUAACCCGAUUGGUGUUUUAGGGUCUAAAGGGGUAUCUGAACCGCCUAUAUGUUUAGCAAUCAGCGUUGCGUUUGCUUUAAGGGAGGCUAUAGCGGCAGCACGUGAGGAUUCAGGUCACCACAAAACAGAGUGGUUUGAUGUUGAUGGGCCCUAUACAUUGGAGAAGAAUGUUUUGAAAUCAGAUGCUCGUCUCGAAGAGUUUUUAUUUACAUAAAUGAAUAUUUUAUAAUUUACUA
Molecule: messenger RNA, 3817 nt
Organism: Achroia grisella
Lineage: Eukaryota; Metazoa; Arthropoda; Insecta; Lepidoptera; Pyralidae
Product: xanthine dehydrogenase/oxidase-like
Exons: 16
Coding region: 1-3795 (1264 amino acids)
Molecular function (GO): iron ion binding; oxidoreductase activity; 2 iron, 2 sulfur cluster binding
Source: RefSeq, a predicted model, not a curated record